AUGAGACACUCAGACUCCAGCUCCAUGGACCAGUCUUUUACUGAGGAGCUUGAGCCCUAUGUUCUGGAGAGGGAUGAAUGCGCUGCUCUUAGCCGAACCGCUAGCCACCACAGUCUUUAUCCUGACCAGGAGGUGGUCAACAUCCUGUCGCACCCAGAAAGCGGCAAACAAUCGUCUCCGUGCUACGAGGUUACUUUGGAAGCCACCGAAACAACCCAUCCGCUGAUGCUCCCUGUGUGGCGCAAGUGGCUGAUUGUGCUCACCCUUGCGCUUGUUGGUCUAGACAUCUGUUUGUUGUCCAGCUGCUGGUCGCUGGUGUCGCCGUUGCAGCAGAAAUACGGUGUUUCUCACGAACUGUUUGUACUGGGGGUGUCUUUUUACAUUUUCGGCAUGGCAUGGGGUCCGCUUUUCCUGUCACCCAUCAGCGAGUUUUACGGCCGCAAACUGACCUACAUCAUUGGCCUGCUACUCAGCAUUGUGUUCCAGAUCCUCAUGUGCUUUGUGCCCAACUACGGGUUCCUCAUUUUUUGUCGGUUCAUGUCCGGUCUUUUUGGCUCUGUUUUCUUAUCGGUUGCACCAGGUACGAUUUCCGACAUAUUUACCAAACAGACCAUCGGCACCCCGCUGUCCAUCUACUCGUUGUGUCCGUUCCUGGGCCCCAGUCUCGGCCCACUGCUUGCGGGAAUAGUUGUCCAGUUCGGCAAGCAAAAAUACAUGUGGACGUUUUACAGUCUCCUGAUUUUUAGUGCUUUCCUGUUCGUUCUUAUGGUGAUUGUUAUUCCCGAGACCUAUGUUCCAAUCUUGACCAAACGCAAGGCAAAAGCUCUCAGACUCGAGACAGGCAUCGACGACUACUACGCUCCAUUGGAACACUCUGCCAACAGUCUAAUUCACACCAUCUUGAAAGCUCCCCAAAGACCGCUGUCUGUGCUGCUAUUCGACCCAAUGAUGUCUGUGCUCUGCUUCUACUCCGGGCUAGUUUUGGGAAUCGUUUACCUGUUCUUUUUCUCUGUUCCCUACACGUUCCACAAGGUGUGGGGUUUCAACGUCGCGGAGCAGGGACUUGCGUUCCUGGGCAUGACAGUCGGCAUGGUCGCAUCGUCCGCGGUGUCGCCGUACUUUGGAACAAUCUACCACAAACUCAGCGAGAAACACGGCAGACCAGAACCAGAGUACCGGUUCCCGCCGCUUAUUGUUGGCGGAAUGCUGGCUCCUGCGUCUCUGAUCACCAUGGCAUUCACAACGUACAAGCAAUGCCACUGGAUCGGGGCGCUUAUCGCGUCCGGUUUCUAUGGAAUGUCCACGGGACUGAUCAUCUCCGGAAUCUUCACUUACACAACAGAUGCGUACCGGUUGUUUGCUGCGUCGGCUGCUGCUGCCAACACGUUCACCCGGUGCUCCAUGGCUGGGAUUUUCCCGCUAUUUGGGCUCCAGAUGUACGAAAAGCUCGGAGUCAACUAUGCGUGUCUGCUGCUGGCAAUGCUGGCACUGCUGUUGGCGCCUGCACCGCUGUUUUUCUACAAAUUUGGCUCGAAACUCAGACAACGGUCGAAGCUUGAAGUCGUUAACGUAAGGCUCAGCAACAGGCUGGUCCUCCUUUGGCUCGUAGAUAACAACGGAGUCAGGAAGAGCCUUUGGUCCCUUUCUGUUGGUAGCUGGGUCCUUCAUAAUCUUGACCUUGAUACCCAAAAUACCUUGUCUAAGCAAAACGUGUCUGGUAGCAACAUCAAUGAAGUCAAUGACUGGUUGACCAGAGUGGAUCAUGAAACCGUCACCGAACUUCAUAGACUUAGCUCUAGCACCCUUGGACUUACCAGAGAUGACGACCUCGACACCCUUAGCACCGGACUCCAUCACGUAUCUGAUAACACCGUAAGCGGCUCUUCUAACAGCAAGACCGUUCAACAACUUGUACCGGAGCGACUCACAUUGAGUAACGGCGGAAAGACCUCUGUCCUGGACUCUCUCGGCGAACAAGACGAUGGUACCUGGAGCAAACUUGAAUCUCUUCUGGACAAGAGAAGUAAGCUCGUUGAUUCUUCUACCCUUCUCACCAAGGACUCUUUGGGUGUUGGUGGCAGAGAUGAUGACCUCGGUCUUGGUUGGGGUGAUUCUAACCUCGACACCGGCGUAUCCCUCUUCUGGGAGUUCUCUGCUGAAGAAUUCGUUCAACUCGGCGUAGAAGACACCGUCAGCAACAAGCUUUCUUUUCUUGGAGAAGUUGGCAACCAUUUUGAUGAUAGGAUUGUUUGUGAGGUGAAAAAUUUGGCUGAAAUAAAAUUUUAG
Ogataea philodendri is the source of this 2286-nucleotide messenger RNA. RefSeq lists its product as uncharacterized. Gene Ontology annotation, molecular function: transmembrane transporter activity. Gene Ontology annotation, biological process: transmembrane transport. Gene Ontology annotation, cellular component: membrane. The coding region runs from base 1 to 2286 and encodes 761 amino acids. The record is from RefSeq and is a predicted model, not a curated record. The transcript is spliced from 2 exons. Lineage: Eukaryota; Fungi; Ascomycota; Pichiomycetes; Pichiales; Pichiaceae.